AGCCGAGCCGAGCCGAGCCGAGCCGUCCUGCGCAUCUCUCAGGGGAAGUUAUGAAUGACUGGAAGGCAGGAAGUGCAAACUUCAUGCUGUCACAGAGAAGCUGAGGACAGAGGCAAAACUGGGAUGGAUUUAUUUUUCAUAUAGGCUCCUCUGCAUCCUGCUAGAGAAAAUUUUAAAAAUCCAAAGAAAUAUAUACAAAGGAAUAUAAGGCCAUUUUGGCCCGUGAAAGUCAAAUAAACAGAUCCCAUUUGGAAGCAAGGAAGGCGCACAGGGUUUGCCUUGGAGGAAUCAAGCAAAAAUCACCGUACAAUAAUUUCUUGGGUGCCCAAUUCUCUUGCUUUUCUGGUACGGAUCUCGCCCAUCUCAAAGAAUAUUUAAGAGACUUUUCCGCCCGCCGUUUGCACGGAGAGGUGCGUGUUACUUACGAAGCAAGCUGUCUUACGGAGAAGGCUGAGCAAACCCUGGCCUUCGAACUACAUUUCAAACUGCACGGAGUUUUUCCACUAUGAAUAUUCUAUCCCAUGGAUACCGAUUCUGAGUUAACCGAUGAGGAAAAUUGCUGGCGUCUUUUGGGAGUCGUACUGGCACUGUGGACCAUGGGCUGCAUUCAGAGCAUCAGUUGCAAAUCCAAAGGCUUCCGCGAAAACAUUUCCGUCCUCGAAGUGAAGGCCUUGAUUGACCCCGUCCCUACCAACAUCGACGAGUCCUCCAGCGUGGUCCUGAGAUACCGGACCCCCCACUUCCGGGCUUCUGCUUGCGUUUUGGUGCCUCCUCUCCCCAAGAAAGAAACCUGGAUUGUGGGUUGGAUCCAGGCCUGCAGCCACAUGGAGUUCUACAACCAUUACGGGGAACACGGAAUGUCCAGCUGGGAGCUCCCAGACCUCCUCGAGGGCAAGAUCCAAGCGAUCAGCGACUCCGACGGCGUCAAUUACCCCUGGUACGGGAACACCACGGAAACCUGCACCAUCGUGGGGCCCACCAAGAAGGAAGUCAAGUUCAACGUCAGCAUGAACGACAACUUCUACCCCAGCGUCACCUGGGCCGUCCCGGUGAGCGACAGCAACGUCGCCAAACUCACCAGCAUCCACCGGGACCAGAGUUUCACCACGUGGCUGGUGGCCACGAACACGGCCACCAGCGAGAUGGUCAUCUUGCAGACCAUCAAGUGGCGGAUGAAACUGGGCAUCGACGUGACGCCCAGCAAGCCCUUGGGCCACCGUGCCAAGCUGAAAGAGCCCUCUGCCCAGGAACAACCGCAGGUGCUAAGCAAGAAUGAGCCAAUACCACCGAGUGCCCUAGUGAAACCCAACGCCAACGACGCCCAGGUACUCAUGUGGAGGCCCAAGGACGGUCUCCCCCUAGUUGUGAUUCCCCCAAAGCAUCGGUAAUGAGACCCCCGUGGCCCAGCGGCACGGGGGAGGGGGGCGCAGGGGGAAAGACGAGGACAAAGAAGACACCACUUCGUAUUUAAGGAAACGUAUAUUUAAGCAGAAAUGUGCUUUUAGAACUCACUUGACAAAAAAGAGGAAAAAUGCAACCAUUCUACCUUCUCCCAUCAGAACGGAUCUCACUGUGCUACGAGCUGAAAGGAAGGACGACCCACGAGAUUGGUUGUGGGGUGUGUCAUCCGAAUUUCCACGAGUUUCUAAGGGGGCAAAUAGCCACCCCACCCCACCCCACACGUCCGGCUUUUUAAAAGAUUUGUUUUCCUUC
This is a messenger RNA of Elgaria multicarinata webbii, 1713 nucleotides long. It is a transcript of the gene FAM78A, whose product is annotated as family with sequence similarity 78 member A. The transcript is spliced from 3 exons. The record is from RefSeq and is a predicted model, not a curated record. NCBI's taxonomy places the organism in Eukaryota, Metazoa, Chordata, Lepidosauria, Squamata, Anguidae. Bases 522 to 1388 code for a protein of 288 amino acids.